Chenopodium quinoa (quinoa) is the source of this 4764-nucleotide messenger RNA. RefSeq names its product probable disease resistance protein At1g58602. Gene Ontology annotation, biological process: defense response to other organism. Bases 639 to 3602 code for a protein of 987 amino acids. Gene Ontology annotation, molecular function: ADP binding. The record is from RefSeq and is a predicted model, not a curated record. The transcript is spliced from 3 exons. Lineage: Eukaryota; Viridiplantae; Streptophyta; Magnoliopsida; Caryophyllales; Amaranthaceae.
UUGCGAUUACAAAAAUAAAGGAGGAACUGUAAAUUAGGAAAUACAGUCAAAUUUUUAAAGUUUAGCCAAAUGAAUAGUGGGUGGGAAGACCAAAGAAAAACGUAUUAUACAUAGUACAAUUUUUUUUUUUUUUUGAAGCAAAUACAUAGUACAAUUUUCUUUACUAACACAUAUCACUAUUAUAAAUUUAUAAUACUCUUCCUAUGUCUUUGGAAUUAUCUACCCGUUAUGUAGUUAUAUACUCACACUUACUAUAAUUCUUAUUGGAGAACAUCUUGGGAAGUCUUCUUAUUAGUCUUGACUUUCACUGAGAUAUAAAAAAGUCAACUCUUCCUUAAUCAAUUAAGAUUCUCAAUCAUAGGGUAUUCACACAGCUAUCUCCAUGUUUUUUCUCACAAUUCCAACUAUGAAGGUCAUGCUUAUUGGAUCCAGCUAGCUUCUGGGUGAGACAAAGUAAACAUCCAGCUAGUUAGAGAGAAUUUCAACUAGGAAUUCGUCUUAGAUUUUCGCUAUUGAUUUGAUUGUAUAUUUGUAUAUGUAGUGUAAUAAUGUCCUAAAAGUAAAAAUUGGACGGCCUUAAUAAUAUCGGCACGACCCAAAGAGUAAGAGUUGUGAAUCGUGAGGGUGGGCUGGUGGAGAUGGCUGAAUCCGCGGUGUCCUUUGCUGCAGAACACAUCGAUACUCUGAUUCUUGAAGAUUCCAAGGCUUUAUAUGAUGUGGAAUCUGAAGCAAAAAACCUGCACAAAGAGCUGAGGAAAUUGGAGGAGUUCCUUGAUUCAGUAAGAAACAAGGAACCGAGAAACAUUGAGCAGGUUCGGUCCUCACUGGCUGAUCUUGGAAGGAUUGCUUAUAAUGCUGAGGAUGUUGUGGAUACGUUUGUAUCCGAAACAGAAGGCAAGGUAUUUAGAAGCCUGAUGCCACGCGGUCUCUUCAAGUCCUCUCGGGUUCAACAGGCCUCCAACAAGAUCCAGAUGCUCCUAGAGGAGAUGAAAGAGGUAAAGACCAAGUUGAAAGAUCAGUAUGAUCAUGAGCGUGGUGAAGGAUCGUCGAAUACCCCAAAGAAGAAGUUGAGGGAGGCACAAGUCCAUGGUGCUCUGGCAUUCCAGCAGGCUCAUCUCCAAGCUGACAAUGAAUUUGUCGUUGGCAUUGAUGAUGAUGUGAAUAGGCUGAUUAAGUUAUUAGUCGGGAAAUUGGAUGAGCAUGCCCAGAGUCGCAGUCAGGCUAGCUCGGAGCCAGUUGAUGUGCUUGCCAUUGUAGGAAUGGGUGGUUCUGGCAAAACUACUAUUGCUAGGAACAUUUACAAACACCAGAAGAUCAGUAAGCAUUUCAAGAAACAGGCAUGGGUACCGCUCUCUAAAGAAUGGGAGUGGAACUCAUAUCAUGAGAAAGUGCUAAUGUCCGAACUUCUUAGACAAUUGGGAGGCAGUGGAACUGGAAAUAAACUCCUUGGAGGCGUUGCUUCCACAAUAAUUUCUGGUCAUCAAAAUCAACCAAACGAUGAGUCCACUGAAGUCUUUAAGUUGACCAAAUCACGGCUCCAAUAUCUACUGAGCAACGAAAAAUGCCUAGUAGUGUUGGACGAUGUAUGGCACUGGGAAUAUUUCCAGAAGAUCCUCCACAACUUGUUGAUCAGUGAUGAGGAUGAAUCUUCUAGUGUCUUUACUACCGCUGGCACCAAGAUAGUAAUCACUACUCGACAGCAUCUGCAGCUCUCUGCAGACAUCAACUUGAAAUGGCAAUGCCAUUACACACGAUUCCUCAGCGAUGAGGACAGCUGGAAGCUGUUUAACGAGAUGACUAAAAGCAACGAAAGAGAGCUAGCUAAGGAGCACCGGGGAUUGGCUAUGGAGAUGCUAGGGACAUGCAAAGGUCUGCCAUUAGCUAUAGUGGCAUUAGGCAGACUCCUUAAGCUAAAGGACACUAUCCAAGAAUGGGAAAGGGUGUUUUCCCGCUUAGACAGCGAAGAGGGCAUGCAUCUAUACAGGCCAGUAAAUGAUAUCUUGGCCUUAAGCUAUGAUGAGCUGCCAUAUUACUUAAAGCCAUGCUUUUUAUACUUGGGACUCCUAGCAGAAGAUUCCACCAUCUCUGCAGGGUCACUGAAGAGAAUGUGGAUUGCUGAAGGAUUUGUUAAACGGCAAACAAAAAUCAACGAAACGCCUGAAGAUGCUGCAAAUCGACUCUUGCAGGAACUAGUAGAGCACACAAUGGUUCAAGUUGUGACCAAAACUUAUGCUGGAAAAGUCAAGACUCUUCGGGUUCAUGAUAUAAUGAGGGACCUUUGUAUCCUGAAAGCCCAUGAGCUAGACUUCCUCACCAUUUUUGCUUCAGAUGCUGAUCAAGGCACCGGGACUCAUUCAUCACGCCGAGCUGCAAUCGACUUCAGCAAAUGUUCCAAACCACUUUCAGCAGAUAACUCUCAUCUUAGAUCAUUGCUGCUUUUUGCACAAUCCAGUGCUGGUGUUGGAGUUGGCAAACAUGUUAGUAGAGUGAGCCAGCAAGGUAAAUUGGACCUGGCCUUAGUAUGCGAAAAGUUCAAAUUGCUAAGGGUCUUGGAUAUCAUUGGAGUUAAAGCCUUGGAUAGCACCAUGCCAAAAGAAAUAGGCAACUUGAUUCACUUAAGGUAUCUAAGGGUAAGAUCAACAAACAUACGAGAACUCCCCAAGUCUAUUGGGAAAUUGCGGAAGUUGUUGACCUUAGAUUAUUGGGAUAUAUCAGCUCAUAAUAAUGAAGUAAUAAUACCUAAUGUCUUGUCAAAGUUGGAGUGUCUUCGACAUCUUUUCCUUCCGGGUGAUUCAACAAGUAACACAUUGGAGGACUUGAAGUUGGAUACUCUCGAGGAGCUACAAACGUUAUGGGGUGUAAAAGGAGGAAAUUGGAUACUAAAAGAAAUUAAAAACUUGAGCUCCAAUCUUAAAAAGCUAUGUAUACAAGGGAUAUCAAGUCUUGAACAAUUAGAGGCAGUGUUCAACUGCCCUGUGAUCAAGACAUAUGAUCAUCUCUAUGCCUUGGCUUUGGAUUGGUAUGGGCAGUAUAGCUUCUCAUUGGAGUUGCCUCUAAAAGCGUUGUCUUCAAAGGAGAACCUGAAAAAACUCAAGUUGAUGGGAAGAGCACCAGAUAGGUCAAACCCAAUUAAGUUUCCCUCUAGCCUUGGAAAAAUAGAACUGCACUUCACUCAGCUUGAGGAGGAGGAAACUAUGGAUGCUUUAGGAAAGCUGCGUAACUUAAAGUUCCUACGAUUAGCCAAGGACUCGUACAUAGGGAGUGAAUGGAUUUGUAAGGAAGACUCGUUCCCAGCACUUGAGGAAUUGAAAUUAUCUAAUUUGCCGAAGUUAAAAAUAUGGGAUAUGAAAAGGAGGACAAUGCAAUGUCUUAAAAAGAUGUUAAUAUCCUCUUGUGCUGGUCUAGAAAGAAUGCCAAAAGAAGUGAAGUUCAUAAGUACUAUUGAAACCUUGGAGAUAGCACGCAUGCCAACUGAAUUCAACAGUAGAUUCAGAAAGGCUAAAUCAUGGGAUUCAACUAGUAUUGGAGGCGAAGAUUUCCACAUAGUUCAGCACAUCCCUAACAUUAGAAUUCGAGAUUCAUGUGCCCCAUUGUUGUUCUAGCUCAUACCCCAACAAGAAGUAAAGAACUAGAGAUUCUGGAGCAUUAAGAAUUUAUGAGACAGCUACUUGUCAUGCAGAAUGUUGGACAAUUGGAGGGCAAACUAUUUCAACUCAUUUGAUAGGAGGUAAAAUUGAGGUGACUAAUGGUAAUGAAUUGAUACAUAAUUUGGCAAGGAAAGUCUCUGACAAUGCUCAUGGUAAUACAACUCCACCUGUAGCUGUGAAAUAAUCUUCAUAACUUCUCAUUACCUCUAAAAGUGGUACAGUAGGAAGUGACGGAUUAAAAAAAAUAUAUAUAUCUUCCUAUUUCCUACAGCCAGAGUUGCAUUACCAUGGACAUUUACAUAGAAUUUUCCUCACCAAAUUACAUACAAUUUCAUUACCAUUUCCUGCCGCCUACAAGAAGAACCAUAAGCUACUAAUGAAGUUAAGUAAUGUUCCUCCUGAGUCCUAACUGAAAAAACUAGAUCGGAAGGACUUCAUGAGUUCUUGCAUGGGUACUACUCAUGCAGAUCGAAUGGGAUUCAUUGAAAGAAAAUUUGAGAAAUGUUCAUGGCUACCAUUCAACCGUUGAAUUGAAGAAAAUUGACUAUAGUAUCAGCAUGAUUGGCUAGUUCAUCUUAUCGAUAACAAAUUUCAAAUUGGAAGUAUUCAGUCUUAUACAUACAUCCUCUUAGUUUGAAUUUUAAUUUUGGCGUAUUUACGUAUUUAAUUUUAAGGAAGCCAAGUCUUCUGCGAUAAUAGUUGUGUUGUUUUUUAUUUAUUUUUUUAUUUUAAAGCUCCUAAGUUACUUGGGUUGUAAAUAGGUUUGUAACUUUGUAAGACAUGUCAAGUUUGUCCAGUUUGAUUAAUAAAGAUGAAAGUUUUGAAUGUAUCAUCUGUUAAAGACCCCUUUUCAAGGUGCUUAACUAUAUCCUCAUUCAAUUGCUCAUACUGCAUGCUCACUGCAUAAUCCUCCUCAUAGGCUAUUAAGCCUUUUUUUUUGUGCUACAAGUCCAUAAAAUUUCACCCUACCCUAGAAUUGAAAGAGUAAGCCCAUAAACUUAUAUGUUAGUCAUUUUCACUCCUUUUCAUCAACGUUUGACAAUUUACAUAUGAAUUUUUCUCUGUAACAUAAUUAAUGAUCUAAGUUCAUAAUCAGAAAUUGUGGAACAUUAUAUUA